UGCUUGCAAGCAUGACGCACUUUGAACCAUCUGACGAACUUUUGCCGGUCAGCAGCUGACCGCGAAGAAGUUGACGUCAUCAUGAGAGGUGAUGAAGCCCGCUCUUGCGAGUUUGGGAGAGCAAUGACGUCAGCUAAGCGUUGGCAGAAAUGAGUUGUCUGCGGGUCACAGGAAACCUAGAGUUUUGGAAAACGAAGGCUUCGGAAAUUGCUUUCAGGAGCUGGCAAUGCUCCAAAGCGCAAACCGUGACAGGUUGAGGAGAGAAAUUUUGAGGUUCUCAGCAUUACCUUUUUGAGCCAGUGUCCAGCAAGAAGCAAUCUGGCUGGCGAGUUGCAGCAAUUGAGUCAGCCGGAAACCAGGCGAUCUCGUCAUGGCGCUUCGUAUGAGAGGGGCUCAGUCUUUUCGACAGCGCCUUGUUUGCGCAACCUUGGCAGGGACGCCUUUCCGCAUUGACGAGAUCCGAGCCAGCGACUCCAACCCUGGGCUGAGAGACUUUGAGGCAAAUCUGCUCCGGCUAUUGGAGAAAGUCACAAACGGCUGCGUCGUGGAGAUCAAUGAAACAGGUACGCGGUUAAGAUAUAAACCAGGCGUGAUCGUCUGCGGUGGGGGCCUCGUGCAUGACUGUGGGACGAGCCGGGGCAUCGGGUACUUCCUGGAGCCGCUGAUUCUAUUGGCACUUUUCGCCAAGAAGAACCUGCAGAUUGUGCUGCGGGGCGUCACGAAUGGGCUGCAAGACCCUGGGGUAGACACGUUCCGCACGACCACCCUGCCGCUCCUGCGGCAAUUCGGGGUGUCAACGGACGGCCUGGAGCUCAGAAUAGUGAAGCGGGGGGCGCCGCCACUUGGAGGUGGGGAGGUGAUGCUAAAGGUCCCGGUGGUCGGAGCGUCGCUGCAGGCGGUGAACUGGACGGACGAGGGCAUGGUGAAGCGGAUACGGGGGGUAGCCUACUCUGCCCGGGUAUCCCCCCAGAUGGCGAACCGCAUGGUGGACUCAGCUCGGGGGGUGCUCAACCGUCUCCUGCCAGACGUCUACAUCUUCACGGACCAUUACACAGGAGCGGAGUCCGGAAAGUCCCCCGGUUACGGUCUGGCCCUGGUUGCCGAAAGUACGAGCGGAUGCCUCAUCAGCACGGAAGCCACCGCAGAGGUCUCAUCCGCCGCAGACGAGCGGGAUCGAGAGGCGGGCCCCGCUCCCGAGGCUCUUUUGCCGGAAGACAUUGGUGCGCGCGCGGCCCACCAACUACUCGACGAGAUUCGGCAAGGGGGGGUAGUGGACUCGACGCAUCAGGGUUUCUUGUUCAUGCUCUGCGCCCUGUGCCCGGAGGACGUCUCGAAAGUGCGGGUUGGCCGGCUAUCACCGAAUGCAAUAAGGAUGCUCCGGUGUAUAAAAGACUUCUUUGGAGUUCAGUUUAGUAUAAAACCCGAUUCGGCUACUGGGACUGUCAUUCUGUCUUGUGUGGGCAGCGGGUAUAAGAAUCUGAGCAGGAAGGUUGGAUAGGUGUUGGUUCGAGUCUAGCCUAACGUCGCUGUAUUAUACGAGCAUUCGCCGCCUGACUGCAAGAGCACUCUGCCUUUGGUCAAUCCGUACCACGCGCAGGCACUUAAUUCUGCCGCCUUUAUAAGUCCCAGUCUGUCUGCGAGUCACUGAGUGGGUGCGUCUUUCCAUCAUCUCCCGGGUCCCCGUACGCACAAGGCAAAAGUAGAAUAUGGUACCUAGCUCGACAAAGCUCAUGGUAGUGACAUCGCCAGAUGUUUCCGCCAUGCCAUGGAUCGACCUUCCUGCGCAU
Molecule: messenger RNA, 1787 nt
Organism: Klebsormidium nitens
Lineage: Eukaryota; Viridiplantae; Streptophyta; Klebsormidiophyceae; Klebsormidiales; Klebsormidiaceae
Source: the annotation of a GenBank genome assembly